Penicillium paradoxum is the source of this 363-nucleotide messenger RNA. It is a transcript of the gene fleA, whose product is annotated as fucose-specific lectin FleA. The transcript is spliced from 2 exons. Bases 1 to 363 code for a protein of 120 amino acids. The record is from RefSeq and is a predicted model, not a curated record. Lineage: Eukaryota; Fungi; Ascomycota; Eurotiomycetes; Eurotiales; Aspergillaceae.
AUGACGGCAGCGUCCGAUUCCCCACGGUCCAGCCCCUGUACAAGCUACACGACAACCUCGAACAGGACCACUGCUGACACAGUCACCUCGGACACAACCUCGCACACUGUCGGUAUCCACGUGUUCUACAACACCACCAAUCUCAUCCGGGAGUUGCACCACAAGGGCGAUUCCUGGGUUGAGGGACACUUCCAUGCGGAAUGUAUCCCCGGGACGCAGAUCGCGUGCAUCAGCUGGCUCGAUAAAGCGCACCCGGGUGCCCGGCUGUAUUUCCAGGCUGGACAUGAGGUCUCUGCUAUUUCGGAGUAUGUGUGGACGAAGGGCAUUUGGUCGGCGGGGAGACUGGCGCUGCCUCCUGCAUGA